AUCUACUGGAGGUACUCCAUACUGUAUGUAUUUGGCUCAGCUUGGGAUAUAUAACUUUGGUCCUCCCCCCUCCCAUCGACUGUUCUCUUCCUGCAUUACCUACUGGUGCAUCUUGAACUCUGUCUGCAGGCGUGGCUGUUCGUGUGUGUGCUCGCGUGAUUACCACCCUCUUAUAUAUUUAAGAGUAUUUCGUAGACGGGCGGACUUGUUGGUUCGUCUUCCCACGCUCGCAUUACACCUACGUAUACACGUACACGCCAAAUCAUGAGAGGAGGCCUUUGGAACUGCUUAGAACCGAGGAUUGGACGAUCAAACAUUGCAUCUUGCUGCCCAUAAACGAAACGAUGAACCGAGAUAUGAAGCUGGAUGUUGAAUCCGUCAUGGCCGACCAAGACAAGAACAGCCGCUACGAGGGCUACUUCGCCUAUCGACCACUAUCCAACCUACCUACACCGCCCCCAAGCUCUCGCAACUCAUCCGCGGCUCAAUCACCACGAACUACACUUGACGAUGGAGAGCCAUUGAUGCCUCGAUUUCGAGGCCCUGCCAUCCACCUCGUCAACCUCAUCCCGUCAUCUGCCUCUCUGGCCACGGCCUCUGUCCCUCUUGUUCAGGCCAUCCUGAGCCGCGCCAAUCUCCCGAUUGAGACCGUUGCUCUCGCAGUAUGCAUUCUCGAUAGCCUCGACUCCCGCUUCGCCCGACGAUGGCGCCUCUCGUGCCCCCUGCUGUCCGGCUACUUCUCAUCCACGUCUAAGCGACACACUCUCCCGCCGACGCCCAUCAUGCCUCAACGACAGCAGUUACACAUCGACUCAGUCAACCCCGAGCUCAUCAUUUUGGCAGCUCUUGUCAUUGCGGUCAAGUUCAUGGAGGAUCCCCAGGAGGCUUCUCAGUACUAUUGCAAAGCCUGGGGCCGGGGCAUGUGGUCACCCGAGCAGCUCAACACCACCGAACGAUGCAUCAUGGAGAACCUCAACUACCGCAUCAUGCCCCUUUGCGAUGAGGACUGUCUGACGGAUGCUAUGGUGGAUAUGCAGUAUGCCGCUCAGCAGCCCCAGUGGGACAUCAACGAGCAUAUGCCCGCGGAUAGUGACGGCGAGAGCGACGACAGCAACAAUCACAAUAACUAUGUGCCUAGCCACUCCAGAUCAAAGACACUCGGCACAGGAUCGGCAGUAUUGGGUUUGGGCCUUUCUCUAACACCUGUCGAUACCCCGACUGCCGAGGCCAGCCACUCGACUACCCCGCAACCGUCAAGGCUCUGCAAUGACUACUUCAACCAUUUCCAGGCACGAGAGGAUUAAAAAGGAUAAACGGCGUUCUUUCUUCACUUUGGGCAUUACGAGGCGUUACCGUGGAUACCGACACAUUUAGCGACUUUUUAUGGGUUGUUUUGACAGCGACUCGACUCGAUCCGGCGUGAUAGGCAUCUUGUUAUGUGUUGUUUUGGGAAUCAGACCCCUUUUAUAACGCUCCUGAUUGGACGACGGGGCGGGAAAUAGCAUUGUUCUAUAUACGGAGGCAUUCGGGGUGAACAUUGAGUUCCUAUAAUCGAGGAACAAGUUUAUUGGGAUUGAUUUGGUUUGUUUUGGUUAGCUGGGUUUCCUUACACGGCAUCAUAGGUUGAAGCAUGGAUAUGGCAUCUGAUCUGAAGCUAGGAUUACACAUACCCCUUUCCGUAUAUUCUAGUCAAUAACUACGUACUUUUAAUGUUCUAUAAAUGGCUCCCGGUCCCAUACAAAUCACUCCGGCCCUUGGCAUAACAAAUCAGGCGAUAUCAUCAUGCCAGCAUUUCUCAGGGGGGAUCCACCCUGUUGACGUUGAUGUCUUAUCCAGGGUUCACCGCAUGAAAAAAACUCAUGAUGCAGUUUUUGUAAGUCAGUAUACUAUGCUUGGAUACGGCAGUUGAUGCCGGCUUGUUGUUUUGAUUGUAUGUUGAAGAUAUGUGGUGUUAAUUACUGUGUCGAACGAGAGUUGCAGAUGAAGAGCUAUAAUAGAAUUCGCUGUAUGCUACUCAAUCACCCCCUUGUCUAUGGACUAUUAUCUUAACGAGGAGCUCAUUCAUCAUUUCGCUUCUGUAUCUGGCUACAUGUUGAGAAUGGUUGAGUAUCUGUAUGACACCAAUACAUCUCCUCAAGGACUCAGCCUCUUCAAUGUCCACUCCUCUUCCUCGCCCUCCCGUUCAUAGACGAACCUGUCGUGAAGUCUACUCUCCCUUCCCUGCCAGAACUCGAUCCUAUCCGGGAUAAUCCUCAGCCCACCCCAGAACUCAGGAACAGGGAUUUUCUCCUGCCCCUCAAACCGCUUCUCGACCUCUUUAACCCAUCCUUCCAGCUGCUUGCGGCCAUCGUCGCCGUCACCUUGUGGCUCAAGUACUUGACUCUGUCGACUAGCCCAUGCACCGAUUCUGCUUCCCCGAGCUCGUGUGUCGUAGUAUGUCUGACUUUCUUCACGGGAGAUCUUCUCCACCCGUCCUUCAACAUGGACUUGGCGCUGUAGGGAUUCCCAGAAGAACAACAUCGCAGCACGGGGGUUGGUCGCUAUAUCAGCUGCCUUGCGAGACGUGCCCAGGUUAGUGUAGAUGACGAAGCCGCGGUUGUCGAGCUCCUUUAGAUACACAGUACGAGAGGAGAUACGGCCUGAGGGGAGAGAUGCUGUUGAGAGAGUGCAUGAUUCAGGAUGAUCUACGCCAGAAUCAUUCUCUUGGGCACGGGAGAACCAUGCGUGGAAUUGAGGGAUAGGUGAUGUUGGGUUGAGCUGUGAGCGGACGAGAGUUCCUUUGGUAAACUGCUCGGCUUGACCCGUUGCCUGAUGGCCCGCGGGGGCGACUAUGAGUUGUUAGUAAACUGUUCCAUGAACAAAUAGUGUUGUGAAGAAAGGAGUCAUGAUGGCAAGACUGGCGGGGUAAGGUUGAACAUACAGAUGAGCUUCGAAGUAUCUGCUGAAUGAAGCGCCAUUUUUGCAGUAGAGAACAACCUAGAGCUGAAGUUAGGUAUUAGAAGACGCAUUGAAAUAUAUAUAUAUAUAUGAGUCUACUGUAGGAAAUCAUGCGAUUUGACUCACUGGACGGACUUUGAGGCAUACGAUGGAAUGGGAUGUUCAAGAGGAAAGAAGGUACGUACUGCGCUAUCGGCGGGUGGUGGAGUCAUGACAUCUUCGAAGUGAAGGAAGUUUCUAGUUGCUAAC
Fusarium odoratissimum NRRL 54006 is the source of this 3186-nucleotide messenger RNA. RefSeq lists its product as uncharacterized. The transcript has 2 exons. NCBI's taxonomy places the organism in Eukaryota, Fungi, Ascomycota, Sordariomycetes, Hypocreales, Nectriaceae. Bases 345 to 1304 code for a protein of 319 amino acids. The record is from RefSeq and is a predicted model, not a curated record.